AACGGUCAACGAUGUCUUCACCGUCUGCGUCGUCGAGUAGUGGUUGGAGCUGGGUUCAUGAGGGUACUGGGAUCAGAGACCAGAGUCCGUCGAUCAAGACAGAGACAGAGUGCGGCGAAGACUGGCAACAUAUUUCAGAUUCUUCAUUGGGCUCUGAAUCCGAUUUCACGGAUCUCGAAUCGGCAGACGGAAGAGAGCCCGUUGCUAGUGUCGUUGCUGACCAUAAUGAGAUUCCGCUAGAGCAGUUUCUCAUCCGUUUAUUUCGGGUCUUUGAGCAUCCUAGCACAAUAUAUUCGGUAGACAUCUCGCACAACGGACGAUACGUCGCCACAGGCAGCGAACACGGUACUCGACUCUACGAUCUCUUCACUGGUCCAAGACCAGGGGACCAUACCAUGUGGCGCUUACUCCCAGAACGUGCUGAUCUGCUCAGCGAACAAGCCAUCUUGGCGAACGAUGUCGCUAUCGUCGGCCCAGCGAGUUCACCGCUAUCGGACAGGGACGAGUUCACGCAGCAAGUCGUGAACUUGGGACAAGUAUCCGAAUCAGAGUCGGAGGCGAAGUCGACGUCGAUCGUGUAUCGCGUGCGGUUCAGUCCUGACGGAAGAUAUCUCGCCACAGGAUCGCAGGAUAAACAGAUCCGGGUAUGGGACGUCACUAGGCGAGGGAUCCAGAGCAUCCUCAAGAGCCACAACAACUGGGUCGUUUCGCUCGAUUUCUACCCCUCCGCCAAUCGGCUCGUAUCCACAUCUUUAGAUCGCACAGCACGCAUAUGGAGCACCCUGCCCUCAUACCGCGCCUGGGAUAUUUAUUCCGACAUCGACCACCCCAUCACUUUGACACUGAACGAUCAACUCACGUCGACAGGCUCACAAGCGGCCUGGUGCUCUGCGGUUUCUUAUGACGGUCUGUUGGUCGCCGUGGGCAGCGAGGAUGGGUGUAUCAGUUUCUGUAACGCGGUUACGGGAAGGUUGGUAGAGAGAGUGACGAGGGCCCACGCUGAUUGGAUCAGUGGGAUCGUGUUUUUGGGGGAUGGGACAGGCGUAGUGAGCUCGAGUUUUGAUGGGACGAUCAAGAUUUGGAAAUGGGGAAAUGAUAAUGUCACAUCCUUGGUCAUCUCUGAAAAUGGAGUGUGGAUCGUGUCGGGUUCGACUGAUGGUACGGUGCGGAUAUGGGAUUCUCGGGAUGGAAGGCUAUAUCAGUCAUUCCAUGCACACGACAAAGCUAUCGAAUCUAUAGCUCUUUCCAAAGCAGGAGACCUCCUUGCCACGGCUAGCCGAGACAAGACCGUUCGCUUAUGUGAGACCAUUCCUGUGUAUAUCUUUGCUUAG
Messenger RNA from Stereum hirsutum FP-91666 SS1, 1331 nucleotides. Its product is annotated as WD40 repeat-like protein. The record is from RefSeq and is a predicted model, not a curated record. Gene Ontology annotation, molecular function: protein binding. Bases 12 to 1331 code for a protein of 439 amino acids. NCBI's taxonomy places the organism in Eukaryota, Fungi, Basidiomycota, Agaricomycetes, Russulales, Stereaceae. The transcript has 7 exons.